CGCUGUCAUCUCCUACCUAACUUCCUCGUCAUGUCCGGCGCGAGCACCCCCAUAUCCAGGUCCGGCCGCUCAACUCCGCUCCACUUCCGCGACGUAGUCCACGAAGUCGUCAGACACUUCCGUCAUGAAAAGGACUCAGAGGCCCACAGGCUUUUUCGCCAGUCCGCUGGUCACAACAAGCCCAAGGGCGGCGCAGCCCUCCCUCAGACCGUGAACCCAGAUGAGGAGACCAUCCCCGGUAUCGAGCACCCGGGCUCCACCGGUGUCAUCUAUUGCUCUGACCGUGCCAUGGCCAACGGCUUCUCCUACGCAUCCUCACACGAGUGGGCUAAUCUUGGUCAGGGUGCCCCCGAAGUCGGUCUCAUCCCUGAUGCGCCUCCGCGUCCGACGAGCAUCCCUCUUCCCGAGGACUCUCUCGAGUACGCGCCCACCACCGGUGUCAAGGAGCUGCGUGAGGCAGUGGCCAACCUCUACAAUCAACAGUACCGCCAGGACAAGAUUAGCCAGUACACUUACGAGAACGUCUGCAUCGUUCCCGGAGGUCGCGCUGGUCUGUCUCGCGUCGCUGCUGUCAUCGGUGAAGUCUAUUGCUCGUACCAAGUGCCCGACUACACCGCAUACGAUCAGGUUCUGAGCGCGUUCAAACGCCUCGUGCCCGUGCCUACCGCCCUUGAUGAGGAGCAACAGUACCGCCUUGACGUGGACCAAAUCAAGCGCGACAUCCGCACCCAGGGCCUUGAGGUCAUCAUCGCGUCCAACCCGCGCAACCCCACAGGCCAGGUUAUCCAGGGCGAAGAACUGAAGUCGCUCGUCGCCACCUGCCGUGAAGCCUCGACGACGCUCAUCCUGGACGAGUUCUACUCGUGGUACCUGUACCCGGAAAAAGAGGAAGAGUACGGAAAGUCCGUCUCCUCCGCAAGUUACAUCGACAACGUCAAUGGCGACCCCGUCGUCAUCGUGAACGGUCUCACCAAGAACUGGCGCCUUCCCGGCUGGCGUGUCUGCUGGGUCCUCGGCCCCAAGAACCUGAUCACAGCGCUCUCGCAGUCCGGGUCCUUCCUUGACGGCGGAGCCAACCACCCCCUGCAGCUCGCCGCGGUCCCGCUCCUCGACCCCCAGCGCGUGCACGCGGAGAAGAUCGCGCUCCAGAAGCACUUCAAGGCGAAGCGCGACCACGUGCUCAAGCGGCUCGACGAGCUCGGGCUGCACGUCGCCGUGCCGCCCGUCGCGACGUUCUACAUCUGGCUGAACCUCGAGCGCCUGCCCGCGCCGCUGAACAACGGCCUGACGUUCUUCGAGGAGCUCCUCAAGGAGAAGACGAUCGUGAUCCCCGGCAUCUUCUUCGACAUCAACCCCGCGCACCGCCGGAACCUCUUCCACUCGCCGUGCCACCACUUCGUGCGGCUCUCGUUCGGGCCGCCGCUGGAGGAUCUGGACAAGGGCCUCGACGCGAUCGCGCGCGUGCUGAAGAAGGCGAAGAAGGAGGGCGGGCACGCGUUCGGGCACAGCUACAAGAAGAGCGUCGACGGCAGCUCCCAGGCGGACAAGUUCGUCUAGAGUGCGGCGUGGCCAGAGUCGAGCGCGCGCGCGCACGCGCUAGUUUCCGACGACGACGACGACGACAGUUGUGAAAAAAGGAGAAAACGGUUAUUUGGCCAUUGUUGUACCACCAAGUUUAUCAUGCUAACCACGGACUUUCGACGAUCCGAUACGAUACGAUACGACACGCUUGCGCCCAUAGGAGUACAUAGGUCUUGGCACAGAUGCUGGGAGCUUCGCGAAUUAGCGAAGACGCUCGGCUCUCGUUGAUAUACGUCACUGCGACGAUGGAACGAUA
Molecule: messenger RNA, 1837 nt
Organism: Dichomitus squalens LYAD-421 SS1
Lineage: Eukaryota; Fungi; Basidiomycota; Agaricomycetes; Polyporales; Polyporaceae
Product: aminotransferase
Exons: 9
Coding region: 31-1557 (508 amino acids)
Biological process (GO): biosynthetic process
Molecular function (GO): pyridoxal phosphate binding
Source: RefSeq, a predicted model, not a curated record